Molecule: messenger RNA, 1314 nt
Organism: Aureobasidium melanogenum CBS 110374
Lineage: Eukaryota; Fungi; Ascomycota; Dothideomycetes; Dothideales; Saccotheciaceae
Product: nucleoside hydrolase
Exons: 5
Coding region: 1-1314 (437 amino acids)
Biological process (GO): purine nucleoside catabolic process
Cellular component (GO): cytosol
Molecular function (GO): purine nucleosidase activity
Source: RefSeq, a predicted model, not a curated record
AUGGCACCAAAGCAAAAGAUCAUCAUCGACUCCGACCCAGGUGUCGACGAUAUCCUGGCCAUGCUCUUGGCAUUCUCCGGUACACCCGAGGAAAUUGAAGUCCUUCUGAUCUCCUUGACCUUUGGCAACAUUGAUGUGCAGAACUGUCUUAGGAAUGCAGUGUCGCUGUUCCACCACAUUGAAAGAGAGAUUGAGUGGAGAAGCAAGAAUGGCAAAGAUCUAGGCUUUGAGACAUUGAGAGCUUCGAAGCCUCUUGUUGCUGUUGGAGCUGAAGAGCCUUUGGCAGAGCAGCGUAUGAUGGCUGACUUCUUCCAUGGUACCGAUGGCCUUGGUGGCAUUCAUUCCAGUCACCCGCAUCUCACACCUCAAGAGACUUGGAAGAUGCUCUUCGAUGCGGCUGAAGGAGCGCCUCUCUCACCAGAGGGGACCGUCACCUCUCAGCAGGUCCGUGAGGCUUCCAUGUUCAAACCCUCUCAGCGACGCUCCCAUGAAGAGAUCCUGCGUCUGCUGAAGGAGAAUGAGCCAGACACUAUCACCAUUGUUGCGAUCGGACCUCUGACCAACCUGGCCAUCGCUGCAGCUCAGGAUCCUGAGACGUUCUUGCGCGUGAAGGAAGUGGUCGUCAUGGGAAACACCAUCGAAAUGGCAGGAAAUGUGACCCCGGUGGCCGAGUUCAACACAUAUGCCGAUAGCAUUGCCACAGCCCGUGUGUAUGCACUUACUUCGCCUACUCCAAACUCGACCAUCCCUCCUUCGCCUCCUGCACUGCCUGGUUCGCAGUCACUGCCUCACUUGGCACUGUACCCAGCAAAACUGUCGAGACAGCUCAAGCUCACCGUGUUUCCUCUUGACAUUACAACCCCUCAUAAGAUCACCAGGGGCCAGGUCAAACAGACGAUCCAGCCCUUGAUUGAGGCUGGUUCACCCUUGGCAGAGUGGACCGCAGCAUUCCUGAACUCGACGUUCGAUAAAGUUGAAUCGUUGAUGGAAGGCAUUAGUGGUGAUUCUGUUGGACUUGAAUUGCACGACCCUCUGUGUAUCUGGUACGCGCUCACUCAUGAUGAUGCAGAAUGGAAGAUCAAGAAAGACGAGGAUAUUAGAAUCGAGACCACGGGGCAAUGGACACGAGGCAUGACGGUUGUUGAUAGACGUGGCAGAAAGAAGCGAGCCCCGGAUGACGGCGAGGGUGAGAUCCCAGGCGAUGCAGGCAACUGGCUCAGCCCCAAUGCGGGCAACCGAGUCGGAAGAUGCGUACAGUCGCCCGGUUUCGACAUCUUUGCUCCGUACUUGCUUCGUAGGGUGUUUGGCGCAUGA